AUGCCGGAGCUUGAAAGUUCCGACGUACAUUCCACCGGCGCCGAUGCCUAUGCAGGUCCAAUGACGCCUUCCGAGGCGUCAGUCGACCACGAAAACGGCCCGGACGAAGAGGUACCCGCUUACACGGAAGCGAAAGGACCAAACAAGCCUGUCAUACGCUUAACCUACCGUUUCCGGAAUGGGGCGGAAGAUAUCGAAAGAGAAAACCGGCAAGCAUCAUGUCUUGUGAUGGUCCUUGUCGACAAACAAGUUUCCGCUGACAAAACGCACGUGGAGAACGAGCUCAUUGAGAAGAUAUCCACAAAGCGGACAUGGAUGGGGAAUGAACUCGAGGAAGAGAUGUCCAAAAAGCGGAACCAAAGGAAGAACGAACUGAACAAGACACCGAUAAUGCGGCUAAGAAGGCGAAUAUGCACUCGGCAGAGGAGACAGAAAGACACCAAGAGUUGGAGAAGUUACAUGGGGAGAUCCGUCAAGUUCGACAGUCUAAUGUAA
This is a messenger RNA of Fonsecaea nubica, 495 nucleotides long. RefSeq lists its product as hypothetical. Lineage: Eukaryota; Fungi; Ascomycota; Eurotiomycetes; Chaetothyriales; Herpotrichiellaceae. The record is from RefSeq and is a predicted model, not a curated record. Bases 1 to 495 code for a protein of 164 amino acids. The transcript has a single exon.